Messenger RNA from Brassica napus (rape), 4321 nucleotides. Its product is annotated as retrovirus-related Pol polyprotein from transposon RE1. NCBI's taxonomy places the organism in Eukaryota, Viridiplantae, Streptophyta, Magnoliopsida, Brassicales, Brassicaceae. The transcript has 10 exons. Gene Ontology annotation, biological process: DNA integration. The record is from RefSeq and is a predicted model, not a curated record. Bases 1 to 4149 code for a protein of 1382 amino acids. Gene Ontology annotation, molecular function: nucleic acid binding; catalytic activity.
AUGGCCGCACCAAAUCCCGUUGAUUUCGACCGUGCCUUUGGCGUAACGAACAUUAAAACCCAUAUCCCUAUCACCCUCGACUUUGAAGAUCACAACUAUGACGCCUGGCGUGAGUUGUUUCUCACUCACUGUCUCGCAUUUGACGUGAUCGGUCACAUCGAAGGCACCUCUCUCCCUGCAAACGAUGAUGACAUGCCGUGGAAGAAGAAGGAUGGCUUGGUCAAGCUAUGGUUAUACGGAACCUUGACUCAACCAUUGUUCCGCAGCACGUUUCAAACUGGUGGCUCCGCUCGCGACAUCUGGCUCCGAGUUGAGAACCAAUUCAGGAACAAUAAGGAAGCUCGAGCAAUCCAACUCGACCAUGACUUGCGCACCACGGAUAUUGGAGACCGUACGGUGCAAGAGUAUUGUCAAACCCUGAAAUCCAUAUCAGAUCUCUUGGCCAAUCUCGACGCCCCAGUACCUGACAGAACACUCGUGAUGUAUCUUCUGAAUGGCUUGAACGAGAAAUUUGAUAACAUCCUCAAUGUCAUCAAACACAAGGAGCCCUUUCCUACGUUUGACUCAGCGAAACAUAUGCUUCUCAACGAGGAAACACGACUCAAGAAAGCUACUAAGGCCCCAGCGACUGCAGACAGCGCUUCCUCAUCGACAGUUCUCACAGUCUCAACAGAAAAAACAACCUCAACGCUUCAACAAUGGGAACAGGAAGCAAAACAAUCGAGGCCGUGGUCGUGGACGCAACAACCAGCAACGCUCUUGGAACAACAACUGUGGCCUGGAUUCCCUACUCCAUGGAUUCAGCAAGCAAACAGAGGCAUUCUCGGCCCUGCUCCUCAACGUCAACAACAGCAACAACAAGCUCUAGUUGCUGACCCACAAUACCAACCAACAACCGAUUUUGCUCAAGCUUUCAACACCUUGACUAUUGCUGAUCCAGGCGCUGCAGACUGGUAUAUGGACUCUGGUGCUACAGCUCACUUAGCAUCGUCUUCAGGUACACUAAAUUCUGUUCUUAAAAAUAGCACCGGAAUGUCAGUCAAAGUCGGAAACGGUUCUCAAAUUCCCAUUACUUCAUCCGGCUCAACUUCUUUAGCUUCAUAUUCUCGUCCUCUUUCAUUGAAAAAUGUUCUUGUUGCUCCUCAUAUCAUCAAGAAUCUUAUCUCUGUUCGUCGGUUUACUAAUGAUAAUUGGUGCUCGGUUGAAUUUGACCCGUUUGGUUUUUCUGUAAAGGAUCUGAGCACCAAGCGGAUACUGCUCCGCAGUGACAGUUCAGGGGAUCUUUACUCUGUUCCGCAACAACUCAAUAAACUGGCAAACACUCCGCACGCUUACCUUGCUGCUGCUCCUUCUCUCUGGCAUAAACGCCUUGGCCAUGUCAACAAUGGCUCAUUGCGUUCUUUAAUUUCUUCUAAUUCCAUCUCUUGUAAUAAAGGACAACUUCCACUUUUCAAAUCCUCUAUCCAAUCGUUUCAAUGCGAUAAUGGUGGCGAGUAUAACAAUACCAACUUCCUAAACUUCUUUUCAUCAAACGGUAUUGUUGUUCGGUUCUCGUGUCCUCAUACUUCUCAACAGAACGGACGUUCCGAGAGAAUGAUACGAACCAUAAAUAACACUCUCCGAACACUUCUUUUCCAAGCUCGCCUACCACCUUCUUACUGGGUGGAAGCACUACACACUGCUGUUCACUUACUCAAUAUACUACCCUCAGCUUCCAUUAAAAACCGUGUUCCAUACACAACCCUUUACCAGAGAGAACCCUCUUAUCAUCACCUAAAAACCUUUGGCUGCUUAUGCUUCCCCAACCUGAAUCAUUCAUUUCUCCAUAAACUAGCCCCUCGAUCCACACCCUGCGUGUUUCUUGGCUAUCCAUCAAGCCACAAGGGCUACAGAUGCUUAGACCUACAGACCAGAAAAAUCAUUAUUUCUCGUCAUGUGGUCUUUGAUGAAUCAAUAUUUCCUUUAUCUCAAACUCAUUCCAUCUCACUUCCAAAGUCUUAUGAUUUCUUGGGCGACACGUCUGAGGUAUCCUCAACAUUCAAAAAUAUCCUAAUUCAGCCAUCUCCUCCUCCAUUACAGUCUGUUGCACCACCCCUUCACACGACUGUUCAACCUAUUUCAGCUCCUAUUACACGUCAUCCAAUGACUACUAGGAGCAGAGAUGGAACUCGAAAACAGCGAACUAUCAUCAACCUCCACACUUCAACCAUUUCUCCUCUCCCAAAAAGCCACCUAACAGCUUUAAAAGAUCCAAACUGGAAUCCCUCAAUGACUGAUGAGUACGGUGCUCUGGUUAAGAAUAAGACAUUUAGUCUAGUUACACGUCCACCUAAUGCUAACAUUGUGCGCUCUAUGUGGUUAUAUAAGCAUAAGCUUGGUGCAGAUGGAACGGUUACACGCCACAAAUCGCGCUUAGUGGCGAACGGUAAGUCACAAGAGCAGGGCCUGGAUUACGAUGAGACGUUCAGCCCCGUUGUGAAGCCAGUAACCAUCCGUUCUGUACUCCACCUAGCUCUGCAACGCGACUGGGAGGUCCAUCACCUUGACGUCAAAAAUGCUUUCUUGCAUGGGACGUUAGAUGAGACCGUUUAUAUGCAUCAACCGCCAGGUAUGGCCGACAAGUCGAAGCCAAAUCAUGUAUGGAAGUUGGAGAAAGCCCUUUACGGUCUCAAGCAGGCUCCAAGGGCCUGGAAUGGUCGUUUCUCUUCGUAUGUAGAACAGCUGGGUUUUACAAAAAGCUCCAGCGAUAAUUCUCUUUUCAUCUACAGCAAAGGGAAAAACAUUGCCUAUCUCCUCCUUUAUGUCGAUGACAUACUGUUAACGGCAUCGUCUCCGGCUCUGCGUCAACAUAUAACAACCUUACUGAAGAAAGAAUUUGAGAUGUCCGACGACGGGAAACUCAAAUACUUUCUUGGCAUAAAGGUUGACUACAAUGGCGAUGGCAUGCUCCUAUCACAGACAGCUUACGCAAAAGACAUUCUAAUUCGUGCCUCAAUGCAAGAAUGCAACCCUGUAAGUACUCCAGUCGAUCUCAAAUCAAAGCUAUCUCAAGACAGUGGCGACAAAGUUGAUGAUCCAACACUCUAUCGGAGUCUCGCCGGCGCGCUCCAAUACCUCACUCUAACACGUCCAGACAUCCAGUACGCGGUGCAACAACUCUGUCUCUUCAUGCAUGACCCACGGGCCUCUCACCUCAAUGCCUUGAAAAGGGUAUUACGCUACCUAAAAGGCACCAUUACAGACGGCUUACAGCUCUACAAAUCCAGCACAACCACCCUCACUGCCUACACAGAUGCAGAUUGGGCUGGGUGUCCCGACACUCGACGUUCCACCUCCGGUUACUGCGUUUUCUUGGGCAGCAACCUAGUAUCUUGGUCAUCAAAACGACAAGACACAGUUUCACGAUCUAGUGCCGAAGCUGAAUACAAAGGAGUUGCAAAUGUCGUAGCUGAAACCUGCUGGAUAAGGAACCUUCUUCUCGAACUCAAAUGUCCUAUUUCCACAGCCACAUUGGUGUAUUGCGACAACAUAAGCGCAGUUUAUCUCUCCACCAACCCGAGGAAAUACAUACAAUUUCAGACACGUGGCUCCAUUCUCGGGGCUUCCGAUUGUACCUCAGGUUCAUCAGAAGACGAGAAGGUUGAAUCAUCCAAUCUCCAAAACGACUGCGUUUUCUGCAAGAUUGUCCGUGGCGAGUCUCCAUGUAUAAAGUUGUACGAGGAUGACACGUGCUUGUGCAUUUUGGAUACGAGCCCACUUAUUCAUGGAAGCUAUCAACUUUUUAAUCUGGGCAUUCUCAGGCACUCUCUUAUCAUUCCAAAGUUACAUUAUCCAACCUUAGAGCAAACUCCUCCCUCAGUAGUUGCUGCCAUGUGUUCCAAAGUGCCUCUCAUCAGUAAUGCCAUUGUUAAAGCUACAGAUAGUGAUUCAUUUAACUUGCUGGUUAACAACGGAGCAGCAGCUGGGCAAGUGAUAUUUCACACGCACAUUCACAUAAUCCCACGUAAGAAACGCGACUGUUUAUGGGCUUCUGAGAGCUUGCGGAGACAGGCGCUGAAACUGGACAAGGAAGCAUCUCAACUGGCGUUGCGUGUUCGAGAACAGUUGUGCAGAGUUCCUGAAGAACAGUUGGUUCAGCCCUCAUCAUAAGUCCCUUUUCAAGAGACCCAUUGUUGUAAACACUGUGCUAAUCCAGGACUAUAUUCUGUAUAGUUCAUAUUCAGAGUUAAAGCCCAUCUAAACAUAAGAGAAGAACCAUCCAAAAGUAACCUCUGACACUAUCUUAUUUACAGAAAAAAAAGUAGGAAACUUCCUGCACUAA